Messenger RNA from Phyllotreta striolata, 393 nucleotides. NCBI's taxonomy places the organism in Eukaryota, Metazoa, Arthropoda, Insecta, Coleoptera, Chrysomelidae. The record is from the annotation of a GenBank genome assembly.
AUGGCUGUAAACUGUUGUCGCAUUGCUCAAUUUUUUUUGGCUGCGAUAACUCUUUUUUUGGCUUUAUCUGCUGCACACGUACUGCAUGACGCCAUAGACAAUGGUGCGCCUUCGAACGCCCCUUUUGUGAUCUACACUGAUGAUCAAGGACAGUUACUGGACACCCUCCCGGUGUGCCAAGAUUUUAAUCGUGGUUUAUGCAACCGGCCUGCUUGCAGAUUUGUACAUCUUCAGGAAGGAGAGGGUGUGGAAGUCAUUGACCAGCGUGUCGCUGUAUGCCGUGACGCUGCCAAGGGACAGUGCUGUCGGUCCGCCUGUAAAUACUAUCACAUCCCCAUAGCGCUGCCACCUGCACCAGUCAUGGCCGCACUGGCCUCUUACCUGCAGCACUAA